This is a messenger RNA of Hypoxylon trugodes, 1966 nucleotides long. RefSeq names its product MFS general substrate transporter. Gene Ontology annotation, biological process: transmembrane transport. The record is from RefSeq and is a predicted model, not a curated record. The transcript is spliced from 5 exons. Gene Ontology annotation, molecular function: transmembrane transporter activity. The coding region runs from base 261 to 1769 and encodes 502 amino acids. NCBI's taxonomy places the organism in Eukaryota, Fungi, Ascomycota, Sordariomycetes, Xylariales, Hypoxylaceae.
CAGAGUCAUAGUAUUUGAAGGAUCUCAAAUACCUUUCCUUUUCUUGAUACUCAGAAAUUCCAUUCAUAAUUACAAAAAAUCUAAUCUUCUUAAUUUAAUAGACGCCCCGAAGUGUCAACUUUUUGGUGUGGUUUAGCCUAUAUUUCUCCAAUCACGAAUACAACCCCAAUUCGUUCCCUCAAGAAGCGGCGGACCCCUCAAAUCCUUCCUUUCUCGAAAAAUUAUUUUUCGCUUCCCCAUCGAACUCACAUCUGCCAAAUAUGUCUGACCAAGGGAAUGGUUCCUCCGAGCGGGAGUCGGCAACACUAGACUUUUCGAGAGACAAUAAAGAAAAGGAUGUUGAACAAGGAGAGAAGAUAUCAGAAGGGCAGACGAUAGAUCCUAAUAUCGUCGAUUGGGAUGGUCCCGAUGAUCCAAAUAACCCUCUAAACUGGCCAGGUCCCAAGAAAGUCUUCCACAUCGCCUAUGUCAGUCUUUUCGUCCUCUUCGCAAACCUCGCUGCGACUAUGUUCGCUCCCGGUGCAGCACAAUUAGCAGAGGAAUUCCACAUUACCAAUUCCACAGUCACUACUUUCACAGUUAGUAUCUACGUUCUCGGUUUUAUGAUCGGGCCUGUGAUUCUUGCGCCACUUUCCGAAUUAUAUGGACGUUUCGCUAUCUACCAGAUAUGUAACGUUAUCUACUUCAGCUUUACGCUAGGAUGUGCGCUCAGUAAAAACGUUGGGAUGUUUCUUGCCUUCCGUUUUAUUGCUGGCUGCGCGUGUGCUGGGCCGUUGACAAUAGGAGGUGGAACAAUUGCAGACGUCACAUUUCAACAGUCCAGAGGAAAAGCUAUGUCAGCUUAUAUCUUGGGACCCCUUCUUGGGCCAAGUAUCGGGCCUAUAAUAGGUGGCUUUGUAACCCAAAAUAUCGGAUGGCGUUGGACAUUCUGGAUAAUUCUUAUCUUGUCCGGAACUCUCAGUCUUACUUCCAUGGUAUUCCUAAGAGAGACCAACGCUACAGUUUUAUUACAGCGAAAAACGGAGCGUCUUCGCAAGGAGACUGGAAAUACCAAGCUCGUUUCCAAAUUGGACUUGAAAUUGACUCCUCGUGAGAUGUUGACUCGUUCUAUUGUCCGCCCAAUCAAAAUGAUUAUCUUCUCACCUAUCACAUUAUUACUCUCCCUUUAUAACGGUGUUAUAUUUGGGCUUAUCUUUCUUCUCUUCACAACCUUCCCCGGCAUAUUCGAAGGCCAAUAUGGCUUCAGCCCUGGUUCUGCUGGUCUGGCAUACCUAGGUCUCGGCAUUGGAAUGUUAUGUGGCUUGGCACUGUUCAGUAUUGCUAGCGAUAAGUUACUGGGCCAGAAAGAUGGUAAAACCGCUCCAAAGCCCGAACGACGACUCGUCCUUAUGAAGUACCUUGCGCCUAUCACCCCAAUAGGUUGCUUUAUAUACGGAUGGACUGCGUACUACAAGAUCCAUUGGAUUGUCCCUGAGAUCGGAACUUUCAUCGUGGGGCUCGGUGCACUUUUCGUCAUGCUUCCGUCGCAGACUUACCUGGUAGAUUCCUUCGGGCCCCACGCUGCUGCUUCGGCUAUGGCCGCGAAUCUCAUCGUCCGAAGCCCCUUCGGAGCUUUCCUCACUUUUGCUGCGCCGCCACUGUACGCGAAGCUGGGGCUAGGCUGGGGAAAUAGCGUGUUAGGAUUCAUCUGCCUCGCUUUUACGCCGGUCCCGUGGCUAUUCUACCACUAUGGUGAAUAUAUGAGAACCCGGUUCGCCGUUAAACUUUAGAUGUCAUAUAUUUAGUGCGACGGUAUCGAGAUAUAAUGGGAUUUAACGGCAUAGUAACGAUUUGAUAUAGAUCAAUGGCAAAAGAAGGAAAAGGGUAUUUUUAGGGAGAUUUGACUACUAUUAGCAUUAGAACUUUGCGAACUAGCAUCUAUUACGUUCAAGGGUAUGAUAAAAAAAAACUCUCGUCUCUGCGAGAA